Molecule: messenger RNA, 696 nt
Organism: Myotis myotis
Lineage: Eukaryota; Metazoa; Chordata; Mammalia; Chiroptera; Vespertilionidae
Product: mitochondrial import receptor subunit TOM6 homolog
Exons: 2
Coding region: 1-357 (118 amino acids)
Cellular component (GO): mitochondrion; mitochondrial outer membrane translocase complex
Source: RefSeq, a predicted model, not a curated record
AUGCUGCCGAAGGAGGUGGCAAGAACUUCAGGAUGCUUUCCUGUUUUGCUCUGCAAUGCCUUGUUGUGUGGGGAUGCCAGGCUUUUUCAAGAGGCUGGUCUUGGGUCAGGCCUUGCGGAGCGUAGAGGUGCUGCUAUAGCUUUCAGCGGGGUUGGUGUGAGUGCUGGCGGCUCGGCAAAUGAAGCUCCCGAAAUUCUGGACAACGUGGGAGAUUGGCUCUGGGGCAUCUACCGCUUGGCCGACAGGAAUGAUUUCCGGAGGAACUUGAUUCUCAAUUUGGGACUUUUCGCUGCAGGAGUUUGGCUGGCCAGGAAUUUGAGUGACGUUGACUUAAUGGCACCUCAGCCAGGGGUGUAGCCAGUUAGACACAUGGAACCCGAGAUGUACUUGAACCUCCAAACACAGCCUCCAAUCUGUGACCAUCACCAGACUUUCCCUGAUAGCAGCUGAAGUUUGAUUCACAUGGCUCCCUUCCCUUCCCUGCCUGCUUCCCUUCGCUGAGUCUACUCAGAAUUCAUUCUCUGGUCAGCAGCCAGGCUUCAGCUAAAGUGUUGUCCUCUGAUUUGUAAAGUUCUGUAUAUAAUUCCUAAGUUUUGGUAGAGAGUGAUCUUUGCUCUUUUCUUGAGGAAUAACCUGAUGGUAUUUUAACAAUUAUCUGAAAUAAAGACUGCACACAGACAAAAAAAAAAAAAAAAA